AGCAGCUAGGGUUCCACCCUGAUCUAGGAUGUUCGUGACGUCUUUCCUUUCAACUGGCAGGCCCAUUCCUGUCAACACCACAUCCUACGCUUGGUCUACGGGCGGCUCCUAUUCUCCGGUCUCUAUAGAUCUAAACGCCGCGUGGUAACUUGACGUCAUAUCACCAGCACGAAGAGCAGACUCUUGACAAAGCCCACGAGGCCUGUGAAGGCUGGUCUUUCUUCGUUGUCACUAUACCCGCAGGUCAACCAACCAACCAUGGGGGUCGUCUCGAAAUAUGAAAAGCUUGCACGAGAGCGUUUCGAAGCAAUUCCAGCCGACAAAAAAAGAAAGUUUGACGAAUUGGCGGCAGAUAAUCCCGAGGCCAAAGCUUUUUUUGAUCUUUUUGCAACCGUCUCCAAAACUGUCCAACCGAGCUCCGUCACUCGAAAGGAUCUCAUAACCGUCUUUGGCAAGGAGUAUGAUCCUUUCAUGAUUCUUGAGGCUAGCGGCAGCGGUUUCACUACCGAGUCUUUUACCAUGCCAGCGGAUCUGCCACCAGUCGAAGUCUCUCAGUCAUUCGAAACUCAAUGGGCGGACCUUGAAAAAUACUUUGAUAUGCGGUCGGAGCCGCUGACACGCACCUAUAUUGACUGCAUUUCCUUGGAAGUGAUGCGCCACACAGCGCCCGAGCCAACCAUGCAGCAGCUGCGUUUGUACGGCGAGAUCUCGGCGUCAUACACUUCCCCAGAAACCGGGUUAACUCUCUCAGGAGCUGGGGAUUACUUUUUGGGAUACGGAGAACGAAGUGGGGAAAGCCUCGAGAACCUUUCCCUAGUUGGAGAAGCCAAGACCCGAGGAACCAAAAUUGGGGACACCAUCAUUUUACAAACACUUUCCUACAUGUUAAUGGUCCAUGUAGCUCGCAAACGCACAAAGAAAGCUCACCCCCGAGUCUAUGGAUUCGCGACAAACGGUUACGAGUGGGUGUUUCUUGUCAUUGAAGACAACGGGAAGCUCGGACGCUCCCGCCAAUAUGACAUAAGGUGGAACAAGGUGGAAAUUUGGAAACGGCUCAAGUUCGUCUUCGAGGCGGCUCGGGAUUCAAGCCCAACAACCACACCGGCCGUGUCACGGGAAGCCACGGAAUCUGAAUUGGUCGAAGCAGAGGGCAAAGAGGAGUCGGCGCCAUACACGUUCAGGCUCAUAACGCAGCAUCCACCAAUGAGAAGCGACGAAGAGGACCCCGAAUGAAGGCCCUUCCUUUUCUGACAACGCGGGA
Molecule: messenger RNA, 1261 nt
Organism: Fimicolochytrium jonesii
Lineage: Eukaryota; Fungi; Chytridiomycota; Chytridiomycetes; Spizellomycetales; Powellomycetaceae
Exons: 4
Coding region: 259-1233 (324 amino acids)
Source: RefSeq, a predicted model, not a curated record